AUGAACCGCACCUCUGACCUGACUACCGAUAUCUCUUGCAUGAUGCUCAGCUCCGUCUCCCGGUACAUCGUCGCCUCCACUCUCGCCGGCAUCUGGCAUGCCUUUAUGCGCCCGAGGAGCGUGUGCACCGUUGUAGAUUGCACAAGCUGUGUUCCUGUGGCGUUGUCGCCCUUCUUGUUGGACUCGGCAUCGAGAUUCAACUCCCGAACCAUGUACUUCACGUAUGCGCGAAGCCAGGACUUGUGCUACGCGGCGGACGCUCGUCGUUUUCGUCAUCGCUUUCCUCCUCCUCCUCCUCCUCCUCCUCCUCCUCCUCCUCCUCCUCCUCCUCCCCCCCAUCCUCCUCCUCAUCGACCUCAACCUGGUUUCCAGAGCCGGCCGGUGCCGACGAAGUUCCUGGCCGUCCAUUUCGCGCCGGAUUCAGUUUUUUAUUUGUCGGAAACUUGGUCUUUUUCUAGUGCCAGCCCCUCCCACCUUGUCCCUCCCUUCUCUGUAUCCCCUCUCCCUCUGUCUCACCCCAUCAAGUUCCUCAACUCUCUCUUCAUGCGUUGGGUGGCUACCCCUGCCUUUCCCUCUGUAAGCUCCUGGCUCAUGGGCUUCCCUCAGAGUCUCCCUAGCUCGGCUGACUGCCUGAGAACACUGAGUGGGAACCUGCACAAAAGGACUUGCUGGGAUGGCUCCUCCGUGUCUAGUGCCAGCCCCUCCCACCUUGUCCCUCCCUUCUCUGUAUCCCCUCUCCCUCUGUCUCACCCCAUCAAGUUCCUCAACUCUCUCUUCAUGCGUUGGGUGGCUACCCCUGCCUUUCCCUCUUGCCCCCUCCUUGGCGCUAACUCUCGCUCUGGCAUCCUCGGGUCCCCUCUCCUGGCUUGUCUUUUCCGUCUCCGUCUCCCCGUCGGGUGGCAGUACUCCUUGGUCUGUAGCCGUACUCCCGGCUUCCACAGCCAUGCAGGCCCAUCCUUCCAAGAUACGUGCUUCCUGUUGCUCUUCUAUGGCUCUCAGCUGGCGUUUCCGCUCCUCUGUCUCCUCUUCCUCUCGGUACAGCUCAUUGACUUCAAUACCCCGUUGGAGCUCUGUCCUCUUUAG
This is a messenger RNA of Closterium sp. NIES-65, 1083 nucleotides long. Lineage: Eukaryota; Viridiplantae; Streptophyta; Zygnematophyceae; Desmidiales; Closteriaceae. The record is from the annotation of a GenBank genome assembly.